Molecule: messenger RNA, 1516 nt
Organism: Zea mays
Lineage: Eukaryota; Viridiplantae; Streptophyta; Magnoliopsida; Poales; Poaceae
Exons: 6
Coding region: 110-1153 (347 amino acids)
Biological process (GO): microtubule cytoskeleton organization
Cellular component (GO): cytoplasmic microtubule
Molecular function (GO): microtubule binding
Source: RefSeq, marked provisional
UUCUCCGUUCACCCGGCGUGUGCUCUGCCUCUCUCUCUCUCUCGUGCAGCGACCGCCGACGCGCUUCGCCAGACCUUCGCCGGCGACGAGCACUCACCAGGGCGUGAAAAUGUCAACAAGCUCUUUGAAAGAACCCAAUGUUUCUCAAUCAAAAGACGUGGAGAAUGGAAAUGACAAUUCUGUGAAAUCCUGCAUUAGCAAGCCUGUGUUGAAUGGCAACAAAUGUGCCAACAAGGAACAAAAUGUUCCGUCUUGUUGCCCUGGCGCUGUGACAAAUGGAAACGAGGCUGGAAAUGCAGACGUGGAGUACAUUGAUUCUGAGAAUCUAGUGGAUCUACCAGAUGUUGAUGCAGCUCUAUGUACCUUAGUUAAAAGGUUGGAUUCAAAGGACUGGGUUAUGACAUGUGAAGCUCUCAACAAUGUUCGUCAGUUGGCGAUGUAUCACAAGGAAAGAUUGCAGGAGCUGCUGGAGCCUCUAGUUCCUCUUAUCGUGAAAUCUGUGAAGAACCCAAGAAGUGCUGUAUGCAAAACAGCACUGAUGACUUGUGCUGACAUCUUUAAGGUCUAUGGUGACCUACUGGUUGAGUCUAUUGAUCCACUGCUAGUGCAGCUGUUUCUAAAGGCUUCACAAGAUAAGCGUUUUGUCUGUGAAGCUGCUGAGGCAGCUCUUACAUCGAUGACAAGUUGGAUCUCCCCAUUACUACUGUUACCAAGAAUGCAGCCCUACCUCAAGAACAGGAAUCCGCGGGUUCGAGCAAAAGCAUCAGUGUGUUUGAGCAAGAGUGUACCUUGCUUAGAUGUGCAGGGAAUCAGAGAAUAUGGAAUGGAUAAGCUCGUCCAGAUUGCAGCAACCCAACUCAGUGACCAGCUUCCUGAAUCAAGAGAGGCUGCUCGCAACCUGGCACUGGAACUACAGGUAUUAUAUGAGAAGUCUCAGGCCUCCACCUCUGACGAAAAUGAGGGUGAACCUUCUGUCUCACAAGAUGCUGAGUCAUGGGAGGCUUUCUGUCAGUCCAAGCUUUCUGCCUUAAGCGCCCAAGCCAUCCUUCGCGUGACCUCUACUACUCCAAAAGAGGGUGUCGCCUCUACUUCAAAUGCUACAAAAGAGGGUGUCACGGCGGCCCCAAAAGAAGGUUUGGAUGUGGAUUGCUAGCAUGAGGCACACAAGCCCACAAUGAGUUUGUAGAUGCGAUCAGAGCGCGAUUGUCCACCCCCUUCGGUUUUUUUGAUGUACAUGCUUAUGGCUGGUCCUUGGUUACAUCCAGUUGGGAAUCGGUUGAUUAUUGGUUCGGGAAUUCAGGUGUGACCGCGGUGUUAAUAUUGGUUGGGACAUAUAUCUGCUAUAGUUGAUUGUAUAAUCAUUUUGUUCCACUACUUGGUAUUUGUUUCGCCAGGUGAACGUAGAAUUUGACCCACGGUCAGUGUUAUAUACAGUCCUCUUUCUGCCACAUCGGGUGCAGGUUAUGUUAUUUUUGAAGGAGAUGUCAUUGGCAUUCGUGCGCCACCCUUAUGUUGU